Messenger RNA from Melospiza melodia melodia, 1942 nucleotides. It is a transcript of the gene IL13RA2, whose product is annotated as interleukin 13 receptor subunit alpha 2. The record is from RefSeq and is a predicted model, not a curated record. Bases 508 to 1638 code for a protein of 376 amino acids. Gene Ontology annotation, cellular component: external side of plasma membrane. The transcript has 11 exons. Gene Ontology annotation, biological process: cytokine-mediated signaling pathway. Gene Ontology annotation, molecular function: protein binding; cytokine receptor activity. Lineage: Eukaryota; Metazoa; Chordata; Aves; Passeriformes; Passerellidae.
CCAGCAGGCAGCCCGCGCUGAUUCUGACAUUUGGCUUUCAUCUUCGUGAAUCGCUUCAAUAUUUCAAACAUAUCUUUGACCCAUUUGAGCACAUAAGAACAACAAUUAGCACCAGCACCUCAUAAAAGCCAGCAAUGCUCCCUCUGAUGCUUAGCAAAGCCUCUGACCGUGUGGCCAAAGCCAUCACAUUGCAAUGCAACAUCUGAUCCCUGGGGAGCUCAGAGAGGAGUCUUUAAAAACCACAGGACUUCUGCGAAAUGCAAAGCUUUGAGCCAUGGAGCUGCUGAGGAGCCCCACGCUCCAGAGAUAGAUGGGCUCCCACGCACUUAGAGGUCAAGAGCCCAAGUUUCCCAUUGCUGCAUGGUAGCUGUGGCUGCUGAGGAGGAAGCAGCUGUGCCAGAGCCUGACCUGGGAUUUCACCUGCUUAAGCCAGGCUUGUGUGGGCAAUAUAAACCCCUGAGAGCCUCUGCAGGACUGCUCCUCUGCCCAGCGCCAGCCUGAGCCCUGAUGGCUCCCUGGAGGCUGCCCCUGCUCGUGGCUCUGCUGUGGGGCUGGCUGCUGGCCUCCUCCUCCUCCUCACCCAGCACAGUUGCUCCCCCACAAGACCUGCAGAUCACUGACCCCGGGCUCCUGGGCUCCCUGGAUGUGGAGUGGAAGCCUCCUCCCCACGCCCAGACCUUGCAGGAGUGCACAGUAAAAUACAAGCUUGAAUAUCACAGCACUGGGGAUAGAGACUGGAAGGUUAUUUUUACUAGGAAGCUAAAACUCAGAGUUGGAUUUGACCUCAGCAGGACUGCUGAAGUGAGGCUGCAGACACUGCUCAAAGGAAGGUGCACAGGUGACGUGGAGGUGCAGAGUGACUGGAUUUAUGCAACCUUUCAGAUCCCACCACAAGGAAAACUUGAAUCAGAGGUCCAGAAUUUCAAGUGCAUCUAUCAUGACUGGGAAUACCUGAAGUGCACCUGGCAGCCCGGUCUCCUCACACCUCGUGGCGCACAUUAUGGGCUCUAUUAUUGGUACGAGGGGCUGGAGCAGACAACACAGUGUGCUCAGUACAUCCAGGAGCAGGGGCUGAACCUGGGCUGUGUGCUGCACAACCUGAGCCAGGCAGAGUACCGGGAUCUGCACAUCUGCGUCAAUGGCUCGGCAGCAGCCGCCCAGCUCCGGCCGCUGUACAGCACCCUGCGCCUGCACAACCUCGCCCAGCCCUCGGCCCCGGAGCAGCUGCAGCUCUCGCUGUCCGCAGCCCAGGAGCUGAGGGCCGCCUGGAGCCCGCCGGGCGGGCGGGUGCCGCCGCACUGCCUGGAGUACGAGGUGCAGGUGGCCGAAGACGCGGCGGCCUGGGCGUUUGUUUCGACCCAAAUGGAAACUGCUGUAACAAUUUCCAGAGCAAACCAAAGCCAUGUUUCAUGUGUUCGUGUCAGGGGGAGAACAAACAUUUUCUGUGCAGACCAAGGCUUCUGGAGUGAAUGGACGCAGGACUGUUUCUCUGUGCCCAGAAAAGAGGACAAGCAGCUAUUUAUUCUCAUUCCAGUAAUCCUGAGUUUGUCAAUUAGCCUCAUAAUAUUUAUGUUGAUUGGCCAGUGCAAGAAAAGAUCCCCAGCAGGAAAGCCAUUGCACACAUCUGUGGGAUUCUAACUGCCUGUGCCUGCUGCGCUGCUGGUGUUUGGUGGGCUGCUCAUGGAACCAUCCCAAGGACAGCCCAGGAGCCCUGAGCUUUCUGCAGCCCACGUGGGUCUUCCCUGCCUGCUGCCACUUGUGGAGGCAGCUGCUGCAAUCCCAGUCCUCAACAGGCCCAGGAAAACUGGAGGGGCUUGAACUGACUGCAGGAAAACUGGAAGAGAUCUGACCUGCCUCUGAAGCAAAGGUGUUUAUGAUACCAGGACAAGGGAGAAAAAGAGGCAGUGGAAACUGCCAUGAAUAAAGAUAACAUGUUCUUCUG